CGGCGAUUAUUACAAAUUUCUUUCGUCAAUUCGUCCGUUUGAAAGUCGGAGACGGCAUAGCCCAGAGCAUCGACACAGUAGUAUUUUCCAAUUUGAUGCAGCUGUACUUCCUCGUAAUUUCCAUUUGUGCUGCAGACUGCUGCCGUUCACACACCGCAUACUCUCUCGUCGCUCGUGCAAUUGUCGUAGUGAAGUAACAAUAAGACACCGACAGCCAACUACUCGAAACGAUGGAUAAGCAGACGUCUGUCAGCCAGCAACAGGCACAAACGGGACCAAAGGUCUCUCAAAUUGCGAAUUUAUUUCAACGGCGUCCGCAAGAGCCACCGCCCGACGUUCCCAACAACAUUGCACCCGCGUCGCCGCCGUCGUCACACGUUUUGCCGAACAAGGAAAAUCCGUCGCCCGCCAGUGCUGUCGUGCGAACGGAAUCGCAUGCGGCACGUUUUAAUCACGCACGAGCUUUGUUCGAGCGUCUCGGCGAAGGUCGCGUCAACGUGCAACAAACAACCGGCUUCAGUAUUAAACAUUCCAACAGCAAAGACGAGAAUUUGCGGGAUUUGAGUCCCGAGGGGAAUGCGGAGAACGCUCGUUCGCCCUCGCCCAAAAUUAAAUACGUCAAAAUCACAAACGGCGUCAGCAAAAUUGACACGAGCAAAAUUCACAACAUCUCGCGCAUCAAAAUGGAGAAGCCCGAAAAGCCGGAAAAGCCUGAAAGGAAAUUUAAUUCGCGCGAAUUGAUCGAGAAACAAAAGAACUGGACAUCACAUUUCUCCAAAACGAAGGCGACGACAAAGUAUCAUUGUGAUAUCAUUCGACCGAUGGCAGGUCCGACGCAGCAAAAACCCAAAUCGGUCGAUUAUGCCGACUCGCAAGCGGUAAAAACGUCUCCAGUUAAGACUUCAUCACAAUCUUUCGAUAGCACGACCGAAAAUGUCGCCAAUAAUCGCGAUGACUCGCCAGUGACGGUAACAAAGCCGCCUCCAUUGUCCAAAAAACCUCAAAUCACGAUGAGUCCCACUCGCAUCUCGCCGAUCAAAAAGAACGAAAAUGUUGUGCCACCAGCGCCGCCACAUCGUCGUGACUCCCUGCGAGAUUCGCAAUCGAACAACAUCACAACUAACGGCACCGGAAUGAAUGGAAAUGCUGCCACGGAGAACAAUCAUCGCAAAGCAAGUCUCACGUCGGAAGACACGUACGUCACGAUCCAACAGAACAAAGAAGCUCCCGUUUUGCGACGCAAUUCCUCGUCGACGUCAGAAAAGCUCGCGGAACCCGUGUCACCCGGAAAUCCGAUCAGUUCGUCACCCAGCCCGGGCGUCAGUAUUGCUUCGGAUCCCGCAAGUCCCGUUCACACCGAAGAGGAAAAGCAGGAAAACGAAGAAUUGGAAAAAGUCGAACAACUUCCGGAUGAGGAGCCAAUUAACGAGCUACAAGAAACAAAAAAUGAUGACAAUGAGCAGAAUGACGACGAGCAGGAAGUUGGUGGCAUCAAACGUACUCUCAAUGCGACAACAACAGCCGCCGACACAAAGCCGGUAGUAAUUUCAUGUUUGCCAACAUCGAUGACAAUAACGAACAACAGGGAGCCAAGUGUUGCCGGUAGCAUUGUGUCAGCAGAUGAGGGCGGUUUCAACGAACCGUCGCCCGAAAUCAAAGCCAAACUAAAGCCCGUCUACCAAUUUGACAUUCAGAGUCCGCCACUGCCUCCGUCGCCGCCUGCCCGAACCGCCACAGCAACUGUCAUUCCGCCGCCAAUUCCCCUCACGGACAACGACACCAAUAAUCUCGAGAGUCCCGUUGACCUGAAUUACGUCGAUGUUGUCGUCAAUGGAUCGCGAUCCUCAUCCGCGAGCACCGUUUCGAACAACAAAACGUUGUAUGCCUCCAUCAAACCGGAAAUUCCGUCACCGCCAGAAAUGCUGCUCGAAAAAGAGAUUAAGCACGAAGCCAAAUUGCUCGAUACGGACGACGGAUGGUCGUCAGGAGGAGAACCUGUUACGGUACGAGAAAGAUCUUUCAUUCCCAUGAGGGCGGACGAAAGUUCAGGGCUGGAUUUGCCAGAUAUGGAAUAUGUGGAUGCCAGUGAGCCCGAAGAGGAGCCAAAUAAAGUUGAUGCGAUGACAGCUGAUGAAGCGGAGAAGUUAUUAAGCUCAAAGAUUGUCGAAAGUCGACUCAGACAACAAGUCAUUCUCUCCGACGAACAAGCACGCGAAGUAGAGCAAAUUCUCAGUAGAAAAGCAUCCGUUGAGUCUCCAGAUCGUUCGGAAAGCUCAGUGAUCGUAAAAGAUGAUACUCCGCCAACCCCUCCGCCACACCAAAAUCUCAUUAACGGCCACGAUAUCUCCAGUAAGACAAAUGAAUCGUCCGUUCUGGGCACAGAUAGUCUCUUGCAAGACUCCACGAUGAACGAAACGAGCCAAGAUGUGCUAAAUCAAACGAUUAAUUCGACACUUAAUGGCUCGGCACUCGAUACGACGCAAGAAGUGACGAUAAAUGAAGCCAGCUCUUCCGUGAAAAUUAUUCUUGAUAAUUCGAAUACGCCUGAAGAACUCGCCAAAAUGAAUUAUCCGCCAGUGCAGAAAACAGUAGUUCACGUGGAUGACAAAGGAGUUCACUUCUUUGACGAUGGCAAUUUUUGGAUGGAGGUAGAAGGUCUCUUGGAUUCCGAUAAGGAAGACGAUGAGGAGUUUGCGUUGAUGUUUCCGGUUCAUGUGAGGAAAAAGACCCGCGUUAAGUUCAGUACGGAGCCGAUGAAAAUUUUUUCCACAUUUUCUGUCAACGAAUACGAUCGACGGAAUGAGGAUGUGGAUCCGGUGGCUGCUUCGGCGGAAUAUGAGUUGGAAAAACGCGUUGAAAAAAUGGACGUCUUCCCAGUUGAACUUAUGAAAGGUCCUGAGGGAUUAGGAUUGAGCAUUAUUGGAAUGGGCGUCGGAGCUGAUGCAGGCUUAGAAAAACUUGGAAUCUUCGUCAAAACCAUCACCGAUAACGGAGCAGCAGCUAAAGAUGGCAGAAUUCAAGUAAACGAUCAAAUAAUCGAAGUCGACGGCAAAAGUCUCGUUGGCGUAACGCAAGCCUAUGCCGCCUCCGUGCUCCGUAACACUUCGGGCCUUGUCAAAUUCCAAAUUGGUCGUGAACGUGACCCACAAAACUCCGAAGUCGCCAUGCUCAUCAAGCAAAGUCUCCAGGCCGAUCGCGAAAAGGAGGAACGUUAUCGACGCCAACAAGAGGAAUACAUUCGUCGAACGUCUGUGCAAUCGGAGGACAGUACGUUGCCGGUGUCAGCGAAUACGAGCAUCAGUGAGGAUCCCUUGAGUCCGACGGUGCAGCAAGUAGCUGACGCUGUCUUCGCCGAACGUGAUAGCCAAAAUAAUUCCAGUUCAAGUGACGUCGAGUCACUCAAGAGACUUUUGCAAGAGAACCACAAACUUAUAACUGUGCAUGAAGAUGAGUUGCUCAGGUUGCGACAACAGUUGAUCAAAUAUCAAGCAUCUUGCAAUGAGACUGAAGCACUUGCGGAGCGUCUCAAGACCGUGGAGACUGAUUUGUCAAAUAUUAAGCGAGAAGCGAAUAAUUAUCAGAAUAUGUUGCAGCAAUCGCAGGAGCAGUACGGAACGUUGGAGAAGAAAUAUAACAAAGCGAAACGAUUGUUACGCGAUUUUCAGCAACGGGAACGAGAUAUGAUUCAACUCCACGAAUUUUACGUGCAAAAUCUGCAGGAGAAAGACACCGAAUACAACGCUCUCGUGAAAAAAUUAAAAGAUCGUGUCAUCACGCUAGAACAAACGCUGCAAGAGACCCAACAAAAAGCCGGUCUGCCCAUCACAUUGCCAUACGAUUCUGCUAGUCUAAAGUUAACGCCUCAAAUGAGUCGUCGCGAGCCCCCCAAGCAAUUCCUGCAAAAACUGGAAACGGAUUUUUCCGACACUGAGAUCUCAGAUUUGUCGCCCGAUGCGGAAGAUGGCGACGGCAAAACCGCCACUGUCGAACGCAAAAUGCCGGCACCACAAAAUAGCAAUAGCAGUAAGGACGACGACUUGGAUUCGGUUGUGCCACAACAUCAGUUGCUCGAUAAUUCGGUGAACAAGACAAAAAAGGAGUUGGCAUCACGGAUGAAUCGAGCGUUGCCAUCCGGGAAGAAGAGUCACAGUAACAGCGGUUCGUCAGAUGCCCUCGACGAGAUUGACGACAACAUGAGUGAUACGAAUUCUAACGUCGUUUCGACGGGCGCCGUUGACGAUGUCAUCGAUGAAGUCGAGGAGGAAGUGCAGUACAGCCUCCCGACGUUCAAUAAAGUGCAGACACCGCCAAAUGUGGCAGCGUUAUAUGCGCAAGUGUGCAAGGAACGAACGGAAAUUGCGAUGCAAGCGCAACAAGCGCGCAAAAAUCACUCGACAAUUCCCAAUAUUUACCGCAAUCCACAUUCCACGAGUUACGAUAGCGAGCUAAAUGCAUCGUACGACAGCGAUUUGGGAUCUUCCACCGACAAAUUGGAUGAAGAGAUGAACAGUUCUGACAGUUGGAUGUAUCCGAGUCGCAAUAAGGGAAAAGGAUUGAAGGGAAUUAAUCCGCCGUCGUUGGCGGAACAGUUGAAGGAACGUCUCGCGGAACGGGAAGGCAAACGUCUCAACGAAGAUGGGUCGUCACGAGACUCCAGCGAUGAUUAUAGCGAAUUAAAUAGGACACCAAGUGCGGCAGCGUUACUCUCACACAGUUUGUUGCAAGAAAUUAAGAUGGCCGUAAAUGAAGCGCAACCAAAAGUCAAACAAGUACUUCCUCAAACAUUGUCCCCACCGGGCACGACACCAUGGACACAACAUCAAAGAGAUCAACCCUCGCCGACGAGCAGUCUCUCGUUGGGUUCCAUCUCACCCGGGGCCUAUUCCCCCUGCCGGACCUUAGACACAUCCGGCUCAAGUGCCAGCUUUUCCAGCGAUGCACCCCAACAAAAACCUCAUCACUGGAAAAAUGGUCCCGUCGAAGGAUGGUCCAACGAACAAGUCUGUCAAUGGCUCUACGGCAUCGGUUUGGAACAGUUAAUCAACAAAUUCAUCGAAAACCAAAUCCAUGGCGGCACCUUGCUCGAUCUAGAAAAAAAAGAUUUCAAAAUUCUCGACAUCCAUGGCGACGACAAGAAGUUACUCAAACGUAACAUCAAGGAAUUGCGUAAUUUGAACGAAAAGGACAAACGGAGACGCGAAAAAGAACUCAAGGAACAGGAAAAAAGUAAUCACGAAAGGGAAAAAUUACUGCGAAAAGCAGAAAAGAAGGCCAAAAAGUAGAUAAAAUCCCGAUUUUUUUACACACUCACGCGCGCGCGAGCGAAGAUAUCUAGAGUUACGACCUGUAGUGAAGUAUCUUCGAAAGAAAUUAAUGACACCAGAAUUCACACAACAUUUUUUUACGUAUUUUAUACAGUUCAUUAUUAAUAUUAAUAAUAUAAUCUUAAAUUAUAUGAGAGACAUGGUUCGUAGAAAUGUCCGUAAAAUUAUAUUAUGAAAUAUAAACAUAAAGUAUUUAGUAAAAAUAUAUUUUACAUCAAAAAAAUAUUGAAAAAAGUACGAGAAUAAGCAUUAGAACAAUUUAUUAAAAUAAAAUAAUGUCAAAAUAUGCCAAAAACUAGCAUUAGACAGCCUCUAUCUCUCUAGUACUACAAACAUAAAAUUAUAUCUCUUGCCCUCCUCCCCCACUAAAUAAUUGCAAAAACUUUUGAAAAAAGUUGAAUGAGCUCAAAACGUAGAAACAAAAAAAUCAAAACGCGUCGCGACAAGAAAAACAAUGCACAGCAUUUAAAAAUCGCUGAAUUAACAAGCAAAUAAUAUUUAAAACAAAUUGCAGCCAAAGUUAAACAAACAAACAUUAAUAUAUAACGUAAAAAAACUUUAUCUUAUUUAAAAAAAAUAUUAAAGCCACAUUUUAAAUAAUAAUUUCCUGUCGUAGAGUAAAAAAAUACAAAAUAGCGUAAAAAACUAUUAAAUUAAUAGUGAAAUUCUUAAAAAAAAAAUAAAUUAUUAAUUAUUAUCAUUAAUUGUGGUGAAUAAAUGUCAAGUGUUAGUAAUUAGAGACAUUUUAAUUUCUGUCAAGCACUUUUACGAUUUAUUUUGUCAACACACUUUUCAUUUUUGGAUGUUUUUAAAAAGGCAAAAAUGUGUGUUACUUACCAAAAAAUAUACAUAAAUAAAUAUGAGACUGAUAUUACAAACAAUUUUGAAUGUUAAUAUCAGACAUUUCUCUCUGUUAAAUGUGAAGAAAAUCCUAAAAACAUAAAAAUUGUCUACCUGUAAUGUUAAAAAAAAAUUAAGCUCUGCGCAAAAAAAAACUGAAACUAUUAAUCGUAUCCCUCCUCACACUCUAAAAAUGCUCACGUUAAAAAAAACUGUUACUAAAGUAUGGAAAAUGUUAGAAAAAUCCUUUUUUAGGAGCCGAUCUCCAAACAAAAAAAUAUCUUAAAAUUUUUACAAGUAUUUUUUAUAUAUAAUUAGAAGAAAAUAGCUAAAUUUUUGUACUUAACUCAUCGGCAACAGUCAAAUUUUUCACACACUUUACACGUAUUUAUUCUAAAAAAGCAUCGAAGACAUUUUUGAAUUUUUGUCCAACAUAGAAGUCACUUCCUUUUUUUUACAAAAAAUAAAAAAAAAAUAUUACUAUUUAAAUUAUUAAUUAUAAAAAUAAAUUAAAACUAUUAAUA
Culicoides brevitarsis is the source of this 6688-nucleotide messenger RNA. RefSeq lists its product as uncharacterized. Bases 231 to 5282 code for a protein of 1683 amino acids. Lineage: Eukaryota; Metazoa; Arthropoda; Insecta; Diptera; Ceratopogonidae. Gene Ontology annotation, biological process: neuron projection development; actin filament organization; calcium-mediated signaling. The record is from RefSeq and is a predicted model, not a curated record. Gene Ontology annotation, cellular component: postsynaptic density; actin cytoskeleton; cytoplasm. Gene Ontology annotation, molecular function: actin filament binding. The transcript is spliced from 12 exons.